AAUAACUCGAUUGCCACCUGUCCAAUGCUCCGUAGUACAAGUACACGGAGUAGUCUAGGAGUAGUAGAGAAUCCUUUUCAUUAAAAAUUGUGCCAUCUCAAGAACAAUACCAAACGAAACAAGAAAGAGAGAUAGAGAGUGAUCAGUGAUCAUAAGAAUUCACAAAAAUGGAGACCUCCGGCAAUCUGACACCGUUAUCGGAGGAAUCGGAAGAACAAUCUCAACAAUCUUCUUCACCUUCUUCAAAUUCUGCUUUCUCUAACAUUCCUCCUCGUCAUCCGCUCCAGAGUAGUUUCCCUAAAUACUCGCCGUUGGAUUGGACAAGCUAUUUUGACCAUGAGGAUGAUAUUUGCAUACCAGACACCGAAAAUGUCUUUCAUGUAUAUAAGGCUGGUUCAGAAGGGCCAGUUAUAUUUUGUUUGCAUGGAGGCGGAUAUUCUGGGCUUUCCUUUGCAUUGUCAGCGAGUAAGAUUAAGGAAAAAGCUCAGGUUGUGGCAAUGGACUUGAGAGGGCAUGGAAAAUCAGUUACAGAUAAUGAUUUGGACUUAUCAAUUGAGACGUUAUGCGCGGAUGUGUUGGCUGUUCUGAGCACCAUGUAUGGAGAUUCACCUCCAGCAAUCGUACUCAUUGGCCACAGCAUGGGAGGUUCUGUUGCUGUGCAUGUUGCUGCAAAGAAGACAUUAAGUAGCUUGGCUGGACUUAUAGUUGUGGAUGUUGUUGAGGGAACAGCCUUGGCUUCAUUGGUCCACAUGCGAAAAAUUCUAUCAAGCAGAUCAAAGCAUUUUGCAACCGUGGAAAAAGCUAUUGAAUGGAGCGUUAGAGGUGGAUCUUUAAGAAAUAUUGAUUCUGCCCGUGUGUCAAUUCCUGCCACAUUAAAGUAUGACGAGUCAAAGCAAUGUUAUGUGCACCGAGCUUGUCUGGAAGAAACAGAACAGUAUUGGAGAGGCUGGUAUGAAGGCCUUUCAGAAAAGUUUUUGUCAUCUCCUGUUCCAAAGCUCCUGUUGUUGGCAGGAACUGAUAGACUUGACAGAACUCUCACUAUUGGUCAAAUGCAAGGCAAGUUUCAGAUGGUGGUAGUCAGACACACAGGGCAUGCCAUACAGGAGGAUGUUCCGGAUGAGUUUGCAACACUCAUCCUCAAUUUUAUCUCUAGAAACCGGAUAGGCCCCCAUGGCAUUGAGAUACCUGGUCUUCGUAAGCCAUCAAAAUAGCCAGUUAAACAACAGAUAGUAAUGGAGGAAAACAGACGUAUACUUGGAGGGUGGCAUUUGAACUGAAAGACUCACCUGCAAAAUGUAGUAAAUGGUACAAGCUAAAUGCCCUGGCCGCAGUAUCACCAUGCAGUAUGCCAGUAUGGGGACCUUUCUUAGAAUUAACUAUCUAAAUCAUUAGCUUGUUGUGAGGAUGCACAUUUGCCUUGGUAGACAUGUUUUUCAAUGCGCGUGUUUAGGGCGGUAGCCGGGUUAGGUAUCUACUAGUUUCACUUGCUAUAGAUACUUGCAUUAUAAGUGUUUGUUGUUAGGUAAAAAUAUGGAUAUUGUGUCCCAACUCCCAACAUUGACAUCAAGAGGAAAUAGAACUUUUUCAAAGAUAGUAGGUCAAAGUGAUACCCCAGGUCUGUAAAUACCUACAUUUGUCAAAGUGAGAAACUGAUAACCAUCUUCUAAUAUUCUACUUCCUUUUUUUUUAAUUGACA
This is a messenger RNA of Chenopodium quinoa (quinoa), 1696 nucleotides long. Its product is annotated as protein phosphatase methylesterase 1-like. NCBI's taxonomy places the organism in Eukaryota, Viridiplantae, Streptophyta, Magnoliopsida, Caryophyllales, Amaranthaceae. The transcript has 13 exons. The record is from RefSeq and is a predicted model, not a curated record. Gene Ontology annotation, molecular function: protein methylesterase activity. Gene Ontology annotation, biological process: protein demethylation. Bases 168 to 1211 code for a protein of 347 amino acids.